GUGAGCCAUUUCAAAGGAGUAGGCUCCGCUUUUCCGCUCGGUCUUCGGUCCUCGGUCCUCGGUUUGAAACUCAGCUCGAAAAAUGAAAUUGAAGUAUCAAAAGAAACACCAGCCGCUCGACCCAAUUAAACAAGCUCUUCGAAAAUUUGCACGUGUACUUGGCAAGGCCUUUUUAUACCUCGGCACCCCACCCCUGUGUCCACUCCACCAGGCCAGUGCGUUGAACCUACUGCACUGCCACUAUCUUGGCGUCUGUCCAGUCUGCGCCCUGAGUUCCUUUUCAGGAAGCAGGACAUCAUGUUCGAGUCCGUAUUCUUCGUGCUGCGGCAAUUCUACAACUUCGUCUGCCCCAUGCAAAUCUUCUACGAAAUCGAGGAGGCUGAACAAGGGGGCCACCAAGAGGAGUGGGAUAUUUGGAGGGAACUUUGAGAUUCGACGGCAUGACAACCAAACCAACUGAUUAAUGGCGGGCUGGGCGGAAGCUGUUGGCAAUAAAGAGAACUCUCGCUUUUCCUGGUAACCCCACACCGCUACGCACAUAAUUUUCGCAUAAAUUGUCAAAUGUUUAAAGCCUGAGCAACAGUCAAGGUAUCCAAAGCUUGCGGAUUAAACUUAUUGCUUCUA
Molecule: messenger RNA, 624 nt
Organism: Drosophila teissieri
Lineage: Eukaryota; Metazoa; Arthropoda; Insecta; Diptera; Drosophilidae
Exons: 2
Coding region: 83-460 (125 amino acids)
Source: RefSeq, a predicted model, not a curated record